UUUUGUUGUGUCUCCAAGAAUACUAAGCGCGUGUCUGCAUUUCUGACAGAGAUAAAGAGGAACAGAGGAAGAGAAGAAAGCGACAGGGAGAGAAAGAGCUGCGAGGAGGAGAAUUGAUAAAGAGGAGCCUCCUUCCCAGUUGACAAGUGUCUGCUGGCCUCCAGGACAGUUGAGGGGGUGAAGAGUUUCACACGGAGCCUGGCCUUGGCCAAAGAAGUAGACAUGGACGAAAGACUGGCGCACAUUAAACAAGAGGACUGUGAAUGGGGUACAGCGGAGGACUUGUGUGUGAAGCUGGAGGCCUGCGAAGGAAGAAUUUCCGAUUUUAAAGAGGAGGACUCGAAAGACAAGGACGUUACCAUUAAAGCCGAGAGUUCAGAGCAUUCAAAAGUUAUCUCUGAAGUGCCGAGUAUGUCCAAGGACGAUAUUUGCGAAGACUCUCAUUUCGGUUUAGAGCCCUGGUUCAGUGAUACAAGACGACUGCCAACCAAGCAGAAUUCUAUGGAGCUGAAACCUGAGGUAUCUGAGCAUGGCAAGAAAAUCGGUGGGGGAAGUGAGAGAAAAAGAGAAGUGCAGCAGUCAUCUGGGAAUGAGAGAAUAAGUUUACACGAGAACGUCAGUUUCUCUCCAUCUUCAUCUGCUCAAACUUCUCAUCCCUGCAAACUGCAACACAAACAGAAAGAGAAGACGAAGAAAUCAAAAAGAGAAUCAAGAAUUUUGACGGCUGCCUCCAUGCCGAGCAGUUCUGUUUCUGCGAGAGAAGCCAUCAACACUCACCAACAACAAGAGCCCAACUCAGAUCAAGAGGCUUUGUGUGCUGGCCAGGAGUGUAGACAACACAAAUCUGAAUUUAAAAGUAUCGAUUCGUUUCAUGCAUCGCCAUAUUGCUGUUCUGAGUGUGGCAAACAAUUCCUGCAUAAGUGCAGUCUUACAGUUCAUAGAAAAAAACACACUGGAGAAAAACCUCAUUGCUGCUCUGAAUGUGGGAAACGAUUUUAUGACAGUUACAAGCUCCAAACGCACACAAGAAUCCACACUGGAGAAAAGCCCUAUGGCUGUGCUGAAUGUGGUAAACGAUUCGUUCAAAGUAGCCAUCUUCGGGCACACGCAAGGAUUCACACAGGAGAAAAACCUCAUUGCUGCUCUGAAUGUGGAAAACGAUUUUCUGACCGCUACAACCUCCAAACCCACACAAGAAUCCACACUGGAGAAAAGCCGUAUAGCUGUGCAGAGUGUGGGAAAUUGUUCAAAAAAAGCAGCCACCUUCAGAGACACAAAAGAGUUCAUACUGGAGAAAAGCCAUAUGUCUGUUCUGAAUGUGGAAAAAGAUUUUCUGACCAUCAUAGACUCCAAACACACACCAGGAUCCACACUGGAGAAAAGCCGUACAGGUGUGCGGAAUGUGGAAAAUUAUUCAUUGAAAGUAGCCACCUUCAGAGACAUACGAGAGUUCAUACUGGAGAAAAGCCGUACGUCUGUGCUGAAUGUGGAAAAAGGUUCGCUGACAGUGGCAGUCUUCUUCUGCACACACGAAUUCAUGCUGGAGAGAAGCCAUUUUGCUGUCCUAAAUGUGGAAAAAGGUUUCUCCAAAAUGGCGGUCUUCAGACACACUUAAGAAUUCAUACCGGAGAAAAACCUUAUUGGUGCUCUGAAUGUGGCAAGCAAUUUUCUGACAGACCACCUCUCAAGCUCCAUCAGUCAAUUCAUUCAAAACCAAAGAAAUUUGGCUGUUCUGAAUGUGGCAAAUGUUUCCUCUAUAACAGCAAGCUUCAGGUACACCUAAGAACUCAUACUGGAGAAAAACCUCAUUGCUGCUCUACAUGCGGCAAAAGAUUUAGCCAGAGCAACGGUCUUCAGAGACACGAAAGAAUUCAUACUGGAGAAAAACCAUAUUGCUGUUCUGAAUGUGGCAAACGAUUUACAGACAGUGGCAGUUUUCGUGUGCACACUCAAAUUCAUACUGGCGAGAAGCCAUAUAGCUGUACUGUGUGUGCAAAAAGAUUCACUAGAAGUAGCCAUCUUCAGAACCACUCAAGAAUUCAUAGUGGAGAAAAGCCAUAUUGUUGUUCUGAAUGUGGCAAACAAUUUUCUGACUAUUCCAGUCUCCUGAGACAUAAAAGAAUCCACACUGGAGAAAAGCCGUACGGCUGUGAUGAAUGUGAUGCACGAUUCUCUUACAGUUGCCAGCUUCAGCAGCAUAAACAGAUUCAUACUGGAGGGAAACCAUAUUGCUGCUCUGAAUGUGGAAAAACAUUUACCAAGAGUUGCAGUCUCCGUGUGCACGCUCAAAUUCAUACUGGAGAAAAGCCACAUGGGUGUGCUGAAUGUGGGAAAAGGUUCAUUAAAAGUAGCGAUCUUCAGAGGCACACAAAAAUUCAUGCAGUUGAGAAGCCAUAUUGCUGUUCUGAAUGUGGCAAAAAAUUUACCAAGCGUGGCCGUCUUCAUAUGCACGUUCAGGUUCAUACUGGAGAGAAGCCAUAUGACUGUGCUGAAUGUGGAAAAAGGUUUUCCACAAGUAGCACUCUUCAGAGCCACACAAAAAUUCAUAUUGGAGUGAGACCGUAUUGCUGUUCUGAAUGUGGAAAAAGAUUCAUUAGAAGUCACGAUCUUCUGAGGCACAUGCAUAUUCAUUCUGGAGAGAGGCCAUAUUGCUGCUCUGAAUGUGGAAAAAGCUUCAUUAAAAGUAGUGAUCUUCAGCGGCACACAAAAAUUCAUGCUGGUGAAAAGAAUAAAUUACAGAAGGAAGCACUGACAAUGUAAGUACUACACAAAGCCCUGACAGCUAAUCGAAGACAAUGACAACGGGUAGCAGUGCAAAAAUCACUCUGGAGAAACGAGUGCCCUUCAGGACUCAAGAGUGAGGUUCAUUCCCUCCUGAAAAGUAAGCAAACCGUCAUUGAAGAAAUCGGUCCUCCAAGAGAACAGUCACAUUGUUGCUAUGAAUGUGGAAAAAGAUUCAUUAGCAGUACAAGUUACAAAUUCAUGCUGGAGAGAAGCCAUUUUGCUGUUUUGAAUGUGGUAAACGAUUCUCUGCCAGUGCCACUCUUAGAAAGCACAAACAAAUUUGUAUUGGAGAGAAGCCGUUUUGCGGCUUGCGGCUUUAAAUGUGGUAAAAGAUUCUUCCAUUUAUACAAUCUUAACAGCCACAAACGAAUCCCCCAACGGAGAGAAACACUAUUGCUGUGCUGAAUGUGGGAAAUGAUUCUCUAGUGUGAAAGUCAACCUGACACAGACACAUGCAGAGGCACAACUUCAAAGCACACAGGGCUUUUAUUUUUAACUUCCCUUGUGGGAAAUGCCUUCUCCAUUCCCCACAAGUGUAACACAGUCCCAAGCAGGAACACAAUACACAAUUCUUUUCUCGUUUUUUUCUCCUCCAUUUCUCCAAGCAAGCUUCAUCUCCCUCCUCCCGACUCUGGCUCUCCGAGUGGUGGCUGCUAGCCCCUUAUAUAAAGCACCCAGAAGUGCUCCAGGUCCUCAUUGAUGGGUUUCUGGGGCAGCACUUCUGGGUGGGGUGGAAGAGCUGCACUCCAGGGCUCAGCGUCUGUUUAGCACCCCCUGGCGGUGCCCACGGACCCCAACAGGGCUGUGUCAAACUCCAACUCCCAUGGAGUCUGAGGCACCGCUGUCAGUCAGGGCAGUUGCCACUUAGCGCUCAGGGGGAGGUAAUGCUCUGUCCACGGUCCUUCUGACGAGGAGGCGUCCUGCCCGGGUAAGGGGCCUAGCCGUCCACAACACUAGUAACAGAGCUCUUCAAAAAGCACAAAUGCAUUCAUUGAGGGUAAAAAACAUUUAAUUUUUUUCUGAAUGUGAAAAAGGAUUUUUCACAGGCCAACAGUCUUCAAAAAACACAUCAAAAAUACACUGGAGCGUGAAUGUACUGAAUAAUUCUCACAAAUAAACAAUUUUCGAUGCGGCUGAGGAAAUCCACUCUGGGGAAAGAUUCUUGAAAGAGUAAAGAUGGAGGGUGAAGAAGAAGGUAAUGAAGGAAGAAGUGACAAUGUAGCUUUGCAUCUUACUCAAGUCUUGAUGAGUAUGUUCACUUGGUGAAGCUAAUCUCACAGUUUAAAAUGCACCCCAAAAGUAGUCAUUGCAUGUCCCCUAGAAUAAAAAUAAGUGCCCACCUCUGCCUCUUCAUUAGUGUAAUUGAAGAUGGUAGUGGAAAAAAAAAAAAAAAAACGAAGACCUCCAAUGUGGAGUUAGUCCAGAGGGGCACCAUUACUGAGCAAACCACAAAAGCACAGCUAGAGCAAGAAAUUAAGAGUACUGGAACCUCUGGUUGUCACUCGCUGAUAAAGCGGAGAUCAUGUGCUGCUACUUUUAUAUGGAGAAUUGAACAUGACUUGGAAAUAAAUCAGCCAGCCAUUGGCAUAAAUAGUGAAAUUUUUGCCUUAAAUGAAAAAAUAAAAAAUAGUGUUGAAAAUAUAAAAUUUAUUCAUGCCAAAUGUGAAGCAUUAUUGCCUCUCACAUCUUUUUUUAUUUUUCGCAUAUUACAGAUGCUCAUUCUGCUGCUUCUUACUAAAGAUUUAUGGUUGAUUCAUAUUUUUCUGUUUCUUGUGGCAAUUUUCACAAAGAAGCUGUCUUCAGUAUCACAUACCAAUCCACUCUGUUCUGCACUUAUGAACGUGGCAUAACAGUAUCCUUCACAAUCCUUAUUUCUGUUCUAAAUGUGGUAAAGGAUUCUCAUGGACACUUGAUUAUCCCCAGUAGAGAGGAGCCGCCUUAUUGCACUGAGUGUGGUAAACGAUUCUCAAAGUGCCAUUGAUUUCACAACCUUGGAAGAAUUCACACUGGUGAGAUGUCUCACUGCUGUUCUGAAUGUGUCACGUGUUUCUCAGACAGCAGGAAUCCUUAUGGCCACAGCUUUGUAUAAUUUUGUAUAUUACAGACGCCCAUUCUGCUGCUUCUUACUAAAGAUUUAUGGUUGACUAGCAAAAUACCCGGCUUUGCAGCCGAGAAGUAGUGUGUUAAAGAAGUUAUGAAAAAGAAAAGG
This is a messenger RNA of Polypterus senegalus (gray bichir), 4993 nucleotides long. RefSeq names its product zinc finger protein 420-like. Lineage: Eukaryota; Metazoa; Chordata; Cladistia; Polypteriformes; Polypteridae. The record is from RefSeq and is a predicted model, not a curated record. The coding region runs from base 223 to 2760 and encodes 845 amino acids. The transcript is spliced from 5 exons.